AUGGCUAAUCCAAAGCUUGAAGAGAAGCUCAAGAAAGUGUACUUUUUGGAAGAAAGCAUAAUACCAGAGACUGUAAAGCAGAUUCUGGAGUCCUGCAAGGACAAAAAUGAGACUGUGCAGCUCCAAUUGAAUGUAAAGGGGUAUGAAAACAGGAAAGAUCCAAAAAUGACCAAGGACAUUGCAUUUCCGCAUGUUAUGAGGAGAGAUCCCAGCAUAUGUGUGAUUGGAAAUGCUAAUGCCCAGACUGUUGCGGAGCAGCUAAACAUUCCAUUUGCCUUGGUUUCCAACUAUGAGGCUAAGUCUCUAGCCAGGGAAAGAGAGGAUCUCAUUGCUAAGUACAAAUACUUUAUCCUCUGUCCUGACUACCAGAAGGCAUUCAAUCUCAGGGACAUCCUGAAGAAGAAAAAGACCCAUUUCAUGUGCCAAGAUGCCUCUAAGUUGAAGGAAAUAUAUGAUUCUUGUCUUAAGACGUACAGGCUCAAGGUCAAAGACUGGUACGCACUGAGCUUUCCUGUUGGCCAUUGUCAAAUGACAGUAGAUGAGAUUGUCGAGAAUAUCAAGUAUGGUGUUCAGUUUCUUGCUGACAAUCUCAAGAAGGGGCCCCAAAACAUCAAGGACUGCUAUUUGAAGAGAACGACGGGCCCCAACAUCAAGGUUUAUUAA
Molecule: messenger RNA, 663 nt
Organism: Vittaforma corneae ATCC 50505
Lineage: Eukaryota; Fungi; Microsporidia; Nosematidae
Exons: 1
Coding region: 1-663 (220 amino acids)
Biological process (GO): translation
Cellular component (GO): large ribosomal subunit
Molecular function (GO): RNA binding; structural constituent of ribosome
Source: RefSeq, a predicted model, not a curated record